CACCAGUCUACAGCUCAUCUGGCAGGUUGAGCUUAAUGGUUGGUUUCUUGGCUCACAAACGGUGUUAGUUAACAAUGAAGAAGUUUUUUGAAGACAUUAAGAAAGACAUCCAAUUUAAAUCGGCGGGUCCGGGAAAGAAACUUAGCGAAGCCACCAGCUCCAAGCCCCAGGCGGUUCAAAGCAAUGCCUCUGCAAAGCCCCGUCACGCGCCCACCGAAGGCGCCCAACGGGCAGGAGCAGCAGCGCUGGCCCGAAUCGAGCAAAAGCAGCGCCCGCGAGUGCAAACGUCUCAGGACGCUAUUAGAAAUCAGGUGAAGAGAGAGCUCGAGGCAGAAGCUGCAGCAACAGCAGCGGAGCAGAAAACCACAGACAUUGAGAGCUCCAAGGCUGUGACAGACCCAACGUGUUUCUCAGUCUCAGGAGUGUUUUUUACCUGUCCGCUCACCGGGGAAACCGUAACCAAGAGCAACAGAGAACUUCACAUCAAAGAAGCCAUUCUCAUGAGGUUUGCAGAGGAUCCAGUGGAAGCUUCCAUAAUGAUGAUUCACACGUUCAACAAGGACAGAGAAAAAGUGAAAGCAGCAAUAGACAUCAUAAACAAGUACAUUGAAAACAUCUGUAAAAAUCCAGCUGAGGAGAAAUACAGAAAAAUCAAAGUCAGUAACAAGAUUUUCCAGGAGAAAGUCCGUGGAAUUGAGGGUAGUCGGGAAUUCUUACAGGCCCUGGGCUUUGAGAGCACUCAGUUACCAGUGGAUGGACAAGAGGGCACUGAGGAGUUCCUCGUGUUGGCACAGCCGGACGAAGACGCACUGGAGCAGAUAAAGAAGAGGAGAGACGCGCUCCAGGAGGCGGAGCCCGUCAGGGCGACCCUGGACCGCCAGCCGCAGGCCUUCAGACCCUCCCCCCACGCCACGCGCUUUGAGCUGCCCCCGGACUUCUACAACCUGACCGCGGAGGAACUGAAGAGGGAACAGCAGCUACGGAGCGAGGUAGUGGAGAGAAACGCGAUGCUACGGACUAAAGCCAUGCGGGAAAAAGACGAACAGAGAGAGAGAAGAAAAUACAACUACACCCUGCUGAGGGUUCGCUUACCGGACGGAAAUUUACUCCAGGGGACAUUCCUGGCCAGAGAGAGGGUGUCAGUGCUGUACCAGUUUGUGCGAGAAUGCCUGGUAGACGACUGGCAGCCCUUUGAGCUGAUGGCACCUGGAGGACAGAAACUGAAGGAGGAGGAGGAGGUGGCACUGAAUGAAUGUAACCUGGCUCCCGCGGCUCUGUUGACGUUUGCGUGGGACGCGGGCGUACAGGCUGACAUCGCCGCUGCAGGGAAACAGAAUUCCUCUGUGCUCAAACCGGAGCUAAUGGACAACAUUAAAACGCUUAGUUAAAAACCCUGACCCCCUUC
Molecule: messenger RNA, 1405 nt
Organism: Chanos chanos (milkfish)
Lineage: Eukaryota; Metazoa; Chordata; Actinopteri; Gonorynchiformes; Chanidae
Gene: ubxn6
Product: UBX domain protein 6
Exons: 11
Coding region: 75-1388 (437 amino acids)
Cellular component (GO): cytoplasm
Molecular function (GO): protein binding
Source: RefSeq, a predicted model, not a curated record